AUGAAUCCCGAGAAUGAAUCGCACUUGGAAUCGCUCUUGGACCAAAAUGUUUUCGGUCUUACAUACUGUUUUACACUGACGUUGCUUGGCGAUGCAGACAAGGGCUUAGCCGUCAUAUGCAUGCACUGGAACGAGACCGAGAACCACUUGUUGGCUAUUGUCUACAGCAACCUGAUGUACACCAAUUACGCAGACAAGCAAUACGCAUCCGUAGCCGUGUGGAGUACGAAAAAUCAACAUACUCCAGAAUGGUAA
Molecule: messenger RNA, 255 nt
Organism: Macrosiphum euphorbiae (potato aphid)
Lineage: Eukaryota; Metazoa; Arthropoda; Insecta; Hemiptera; Aphididae
Source: the annotation of a GenBank genome assembly